CAAACUUUUUAAAAACCUCUCUAUAUCUCAAACCAAAAAUUCCAUUAUUAUUAUCAAAAUUAAUAUGGAUUAUUUCUCUGAUUUGUUUGAUCUUGACCAGAAUCUAGAAUUCAUAACUAGAUCUUUUCCAUGGGAUAAUAUUGAUCAAGAUCAUCUUCUUCAUCAUGAUCAACAAUUUACCAAUAAUAAUCAAGAUCAUGAUGAUCAUGAUUAUUCAUCUCUAUUUUCUUUCAACCAUCUUGAUCAUGAUAAUAAUCAUGAUUUAAUGAUCAAUUCUCAUCAAGAUUCUCUUUCACUUGAUGAUUCACAAGAUCAACAAUCCCCGGAAACCCUAAUUUCUUCAACAACAACAACAACACUCGAUCACGAUUAUGAUCCAGAAGAAGAGGAAGAAGAAAGCUCUCGUCUUCAGAAUCAGAAUCAAAAUCAGAAUCAGAAGAAUAAGAAUAGUAAUGGUAAUAGUAAUAAUAAUAGUAAUAGUAAUAGUACUGCUACUACGUCGAUGAGUAGUAGUAGUAAAGAGAAGUCUUUUAUAGGAGUAAGAAGGCGGCCUUGGGGGAAAUUCGCGGCGGAGAUAAGAGACUCGACGAGGAACGGGCACCGCGUGUGGUUGGGAACAUUCGAAAGUGCUGAAUCAGCGGCUCUUGCUUAUGAUCAAGCAGCAUUUUCGAUGAGAGGAGAAGCUGCAGUGCUUAAUUUUCCGAUUGAAAGGGUACAAAAGUCACUUCAAGAAAUUAGGUUUUAUGACUUUAAUUUUGGAAGAUCUCCAGCUGAGGCCUUAAAAGAGAGGCAUUACAAUAUGAGAAGAAAGGUUUCAAAAACUACUCAAAAGAAAAAUAAAAUUAUUAUUAAAAAUAAGAAUAAGAGUAGUGAUCAUGAUAUGCAGCAAUUAGUAUUUGAAGAUCUUGGGCCAGAAUAUUUAGAACAACUUUUGGAAUCAUCAUCAUUAUCAACUUCAUCAUCAUCAUCAUCUUCUUCUUCCACCACUUCAAAUUUUAGCUAUACUAUUACUUAAAUUAAUUAAUUAAUUAUAUAUACAAUCUUUAAAUUUGUAUUGUCUUUUUCCUUGUUUUGUUUUGGAAAUUAAUUAUUAUUAUUAUUAUUACUCUUCUUAUUA
Messenger RNA from Cannabis sativa, 1117 nucleotides. RefSeq names its product ethylene-response factor C3. The record is from RefSeq and is a predicted model, not a curated record. Gene Ontology annotation, biological process: regulation of DNA-templated transcription; ethylene-activated signaling pathway. Gene Ontology annotation, molecular function: DNA binding; DNA-binding transcription factor activity. The transcript has a single exon. Bases 65 to 1015 code for a protein of 316 amino acids. NCBI's taxonomy places the organism in Eukaryota, Viridiplantae, Streptophyta, Magnoliopsida, Rosales, Cannabaceae.